This is a messenger RNA of Asparagus officinalis (garden asparagus), 2078 nucleotides long. Its product is annotated as putative D-cysteine desulfhydrase 2, mitochondrial. The transcript is spliced from 6 exons. Bases 43 to 1350 code for a protein of 435 amino acids. Gene Ontology annotation, molecular function: D-cysteine desulfhydrase activity. NCBI's taxonomy places the organism in Eukaryota, Viridiplantae, Streptophyta, Magnoliopsida, Asparagales, Asparagaceae. The record is from RefSeq and is a predicted model, not a curated record.
UGAUAUUAUCACAGUUCCACCCGGAGCUAACCCAAAGAGAAAAUGGCGUUGUGCCCUAAAAAAACCCCAUUUCCCCUCCCCCAGUCACUCUCACUCUCUUCAUUCCUCGCUCCAUCCAAAUCAAUGUCCACCAAGUGUUCGAACUCUGAACUCCUCAACAGAAACUGGAUGCUCUCGAACCCCGCCGCUCAAAUCCAUAAGAUAUCCCUCUCUAACUCCCCAAGCUUAUCCUAUUCCAUCAACCCUAACCCAAUCCUACCCCCAAGAUUCAAUCAAGAGGAAUCCAAGGGCUCUUCUUUCUAUGUUGUUCGUGAUGAUCUCCUGCAUCCUUUGAUCAAUGGCAACAAAGCGAGGAAGCUUGAUGCUCUCAUCCCCAUGCUUCAGAAUCAUUCCAUAAAUGAUGUGGUCACGUGUGGAGGUUGCCAGAGUGCUCACACUGCAGCUCUUGCUGUAUGUUGUGCUGAGAGGGGAAUGAGGUCACACUUGCUACUUAGGGGAGAGCAGCCAGAGAUUGCUACUGGAUAUAAUCUGGUAUCUUUGAUGUAUGGCAAUGUGAAGUAUGUAGCUAGAUCGAAGUAUGCGCAAAGGGAGGAGAUGCUUACUGAGCAUGCCAAUUUGGUGUCGUGUGAUGGUGGUUGUGUCAUUCAUGUCGAUGAUAUUCUCGCAUCUGAUUCUGGUGAUACUAGCUUGAAGUUGGAUUGUAGUAUGCACAUUCCUCCGCAAGUUAAAAGUGAGAUAGGUGUACGAAGAGUUGUGAUUGUGAGUGAAGGUGCAGGGGAUGCAAUUGCAUUAUUAGGCCUCAUUCGGUUUGUGAAGUAUCUUUCACAACCUCAUGUAUUUGGAAAAGAGCAAAACAUUAAUUUGGUUGUGGAUGCGGGUACUGGGACUACCGCUAUUGGUUUAGCUCUUGGAGCCCUUUAUUUUGGGUUGCCGUGGAAAGUAACUGCAAUAAUGCUUGCAGAUACAAUUGAAAAAUAUAAGGAAAAGGAGAGAUGGUUGAUAUCUGAUUUCAGGAGGAUUUAUCAAUCUGAAUUUUUAGGGCAAACAGUAGGUGAAGCUGGUGACAGCAUUGUGCAAUGGGUUGAGCGAAGCCAUCCGAGAAAGUUUGGCAAAGUGCUGAAAGGGGAGAUCCAGCUGUGCAGGAAAAUUUCACAGGAAACAGGUAUUCUUUUAGAUCCUGUCUACACAUUGGCUGCUUGGGAGCAAGCCAUCCUUUCACUCGCAGAAGUUGAGGACUCCAAGGUGGUAAUGCUUCAUACUGGAGGUACUCUUGGUUUGUUCGGAUUGGCUCAAAGAUAUACUUCCGACUUCCACCCUAGAGAUCAAACUUUUGACAUUUUGUCGAAUUGAAGGAAUCAGGAUGCAGUUACUGUUUAUUGAAUGAAACAACAGAUGGGAAUGUUCCUUGAAAUCUGAGUUCCUCGAAGUUAACUGUAGUGCCUUUUAUGUUCACCCUUUCCUAUGUAGGAACUAAUAUGUUAGGUGUAUGAAAUUUUUCUCUUUUGUCAGUUUUGGGAGUAUUGGCAGUACACAUACACCAUGUUGAUACAGUAGGAUGUAAACAUAACCAUGAACGAGUGCAAUACUUCAUUUUCAGAUCGAGCACUGUAAAGAAAGUCUAAUUUUGUGUUGUGUGAUUCAGUUAGUGGUGGGAAAGUAGACUCUCUCAAGCAGAAGAACAAAGUUUCAGCCACGCUUUUGCACCACUGACUAAAAUGACCUUGGAAAAGUGAAGUUCUUGUAAUUUUUUAGAAAAAUUGUCAGUUUGAUACAGGUAUAGAUAUGAGAUCUUGUGCGAGUAGCUGAGGUGCAAAUGGAACUUUGUAAUUCAAGCAUGCUUUAUUAGUUUACUUAUUUCACCACUUCACAAUGAGACAAUAUGUAUUCCUCAUGUUUGUAGCAGACAUUAGUUAGAUGGAGAAAUUUGAAUCACUUUUGAUAAAACAUGCGGAUGAUACAUUGUAUUUUUGAAUGCUACAAUAUUAACAGAACUGUUUAUACAUUAAGUUUAGGAAUUGGCCAACUGUUCCGCCUCUUAACAUAUUGCUGGACCGUGCUCAAAUAACCUGUGCCACAGG